Molecule: messenger RNA, 1529 nt
Organism: Drosophila suzukii
Lineage: Eukaryota; Metazoa; Arthropoda; Insecta; Diptera; Drosophilidae
Gene: Dlip3
Product: Dorsal interacting protein 3
Molecular function (GO): DNA binding
Source: RefSeq, a predicted model, not a curated record
GCCGAUUUGAGCCUGCGCAGAGCGCGUAAAACCAAAACGAAGAGAGUCGAACGGUAAAUCGGCAGCAGCAAAAUAAACUUUUAGAAUCGCCAGCGAGAGUCGUCUUUAAAGUCCGUGGAAAAACGUAGAAAGCGGCGGCCUAUGGCAACCUGACUGUCAUAACUGACAGAACUAUUAGAAGUCAAUCAGAAAUUCAGCAGGAAAACUACGUCGAAAUGAGCAGGAGGAGCGGAAACCAGGACAUAAGUUCCAAAUCGGAGAAGAUGCAGCGCUACUACGCGGAGCGCGAGACCACAGGACCGGAGUUCGACGAUCGCCUGAUAAAACUGGUGCGCGCCAAUCCGGCCAUUUACGAUGUCAGCCAUCCGCAUUAUCGCCGCAAUCCGGUGCGAGUGGACAUAUGGGAUCGCAUUGCCAACGAACUGGGCGCCUCCUCUCGCUUUCUGCAGACCAAAUGGAAGAACAUACGCUACAACUAUCUGCAGGAGGUCAAGGCGAUGGAGACGGGCCAGGCGAAUCCGAAUGUGCGCAAGCGGCGCUUCACCGAGGAUCUGUCCUUCCUGCAGAACACGGCCCAAACCUACAAUGUGAAGAAAUCCCAGAGCUUUGUGGCUCCCCAGAAUGGUGGAGGCGGAGGAGGUGGGAGUGACAAUGAUAGCAAUAGCUUCCUGUAUCCCGAUCCGGAGCACCUGAAGAUCGACGCCUCCGAGGGCUACGACAUCAUCGAGCUGGACAACAGCGAGGAUGGCUCCAAUAGCGACGACAACGAGAUUGUGCCCGAGCUGCAGCUGGUCAUGGAGGAGCCCAAGGCGGACCUAUCCCUGCAGACCACGCUGAACGGCACCAGUAGCAGCAAUCACAGCCAUGAACACGACCACGCCAGCUCGCCGGCCUCCUCGCCCCUGCUCACACCCAUGGUGGUCAUGGGCAAUGGCUAUGACCAGGAGAUGCACGCCCAACAGCCAGCGCAGGAGCAGAAGCAGAUGAAGAACAACUCGCUGUCCAACGGAGAGGUGACCAUCGAACCCAUUUACAAGCCGGCGGUCACCAGACGCACGUUACCCAGCGACUUUCUGACUAAUCCCUUCAAGCGCAAGGCCACCGAGGCGCCGCUUCAGGCCCAAGUCACCACCUCCUACAGCGAUCCCAUCGAGCUGUACUGCCUCUCGCUGGUGGACACACUGCGCAGCAUGCCCCGCUCGGAGCGGGAACGGGUCAAGUUCGAGUUCGCCAGCAUUCUGAAGGACGCCAAAUACAAGGACGAGUGCUAGGGCGUCGCUAUUCUAUACGUACAAUUCUCGAGUCACCUUAGAUUAGUGGUAAACAAGAAACGCACUCAAACAAGCCCACGAUGGACACUCAUUUGUAUACACUCCGUUUAUGUAUUAUUAAACUUACAUAUAAUUUGUAAUUCUGCGUUUUCGUCCUAGGCUAAGCUCUAAGUUAAUUUGUAUUAAGAUGAGGCGAUAUGUGUCCAUAUCUAUUCAGUUGUAUCAACAAUGAUCCCAAAUAAAUUAUGCACAAAACAA